Messenger RNA from Habropoda laboriosa, 4196 nucleotides. It is a transcript of the gene Ask1, whose product is annotated as mitogen-activated protein kinase kinase kinase 15. Bases 43 to 4107 code for a protein of 1354 amino acids. Lineage: Eukaryota; Metazoa; Arthropoda; Insecta; Hymenoptera; Apidae. Gene Ontology annotation, biological process: MAPK cascade; protein phosphorylation. The record is from RefSeq and is a predicted model, not a curated record. Gene Ontology annotation, molecular function: protein kinase activity; ATP binding. The transcript is spliced from 23 exons.
GUAAAAAUUAAAAAUACCACAUAUACAGUAUAGUUGGGCAAUAUGCCUUCCAUUUGUGGUGAUACAGUUGACAUGGCUGCUGCACAAUCAGAAGGUAUUUCCAACACUGAUAGUGUUGGUACACAUAGUGACAUUUCUGGGCAUACUACAAUCUCAGGGAGGCCCAGAAUGGAUGUGGCUUGUGUGUUAGAUCUACAACAAUCAGAAGAUUUAGCUCAAAGAAGAAGAGCUUUGGAAGAAGUUAGGCAGGCAUGCAAUCUUGUGAAUUUUAAUAUGCACCAUAUUCAGUUUGCAAAGUUGGAUUUUGGAGAGACAAAAGUACUGGAUACAUUCUACAAUGCAGAUGUAGCUAUUGUAGACUUAAGUAUUCAGGUGCAACAGUGUGCCUUGUUUUAUCACCUUGGUGUUAGAGAAAGUUUUAGCAUGAAAGAAAAUAUUUUGUUGUAUAAUGAUAUAGACACAGAGGCAACCAUCAGACUGAAGUUAUCUUGUGGCAGCUAUACAUUUGUUUCAUAUCGUGUGCUAGAAUGUGGUUCAUGUGUUGCAACAAAACCAACUACUACUAGAAUUACAGGAGAAGAAGCAAUAGAUCCAAGGCAACAUCUUACUUUAAAGCUUAAAAAAUUAUUCCAAGAUGUUCAAAUACAAUCUAAAGCACAUAUGAAAGAAACGUUCCUAGCGGAUUUACGAAAAGCACGCGAAACGUAUUCGGGAGAAGAACUUUCUAAAGCGCUGAAGAACAUGCGUAAACGCUUAGAUGAUCCAAACGUUUUGUCUGGAGAAGUUGUUUUGAAUGUCCUCAUCUCCUUCCGUGAUAUACAGGACUACGAUGCAAUGGUACAAUUAGUCGAUGAUCUGAGAACGAUUCUGACUCAUAAAAAUUACACCAAUACUCCGGCUAUUCGGUACUUAUACGCGUUCGCGUUAAAUCGACGAAAUAAAGAGGGGGAUAGGGAAAUGGCGUUAAAAGUUAUAGAGACAGCAUUGGAGAAGAAAGAGAACCAUGUUCCUGAUAUGUUAUGUCUGUGUGGAAGAAUAAAUAAGGAUAAAUUCGUAGAAAGUAGGCACACCGACGAAGAAAGUUUAAAAAAUGCAAUUCAUUGGUAUAGGAAAGGUUUUGAGGUCCAGCCAAAUGAAUAUGCUGGAAUAAACCUCGCCACGUUACUAGUUAUAGCAGGAAACGAAUUUUCGAAAAGUGAGGAGUUGCAACACAUAGGCAUGGUACUGAAUAAUCUCAUUGGCAAGAAAGGCAGUUUAUCGAGUUUAAAGGAUUAUUGGGAUGUAGCCACGUUCUUUGAGAUCAGUGUACUGGCUGAGGAUUAUUCGAAAGCAAUUCAAGCCGCCGAGUGUAUGUUUAAACUGAAGCCGCCAAACUGGUACCUGAAAUCGACAAUAGGGAACAUAUCGCUGAUAGAUAGGUUUCGUAAAAAGAAUGAGGAAGCUGAGGUUUCGCCAGAGGAACAAAUAUUUAGUUUUUGGAUGGACUACUUUGUCGAAGCAGCAAAAGCGGAAGUUGGAGAUAAUAUACGGUUUCCACUAUUAGUGCUGGAACCAACGAAGAUCUUCAUGCCGAGCUAUGUAAACGUUAACCUCGGAGCGGAAGAAAAAUCUGUACAGAUUUGGAAUUUGUGCUUGGACAAUAUGAAGAACAAUUGCAAACAAGUUCACGAUUGGUUGUUUACCGCGAACAUGAUACGUAGCGUAAGCUUGUACAAAAGAGACGAACGCUGUCUUUUUUUGUAUGUCCAUCAGAACUCUGACGAUUUCCAAAUGUAUUUCCCGUCGGUUCAAUGCAGACAAAGAUUUUAUGAUUUAAUCUUGGAAAUGACCAGAGAUCAAGAGGGUAUGGUUACAGAUUUAGAUGCGUACAUGACUGACGACAGAAUGAAGUUCGAGUAUGAAUUGGAUGAUCAAAACAAACGAAUAAUACUCGGUAAGGGUACAUACGGAGUCGUCUAUGCUGCUCGUGAUCUGAACACUCAAGUUAGAAUUGCUGUCAAAGAAAUACGCGAACGGAAUCUGGGAGAUGUGCAACCUUUACACGAAGAGAUUAAAUUACACAGUCAACUGAGGCAUAGAAAUAUCGUACAAUAUCUGGGAUCUGUGAGCGAAGAUGGAUACUUCAAAAUAUUUAUGGAGCAAGUUCCUGGAGGAAGCUUAUCAGCUUUACUGAGAUCAAAAUGGGGCCCUUUAAAGGAAAAUGAAUCUACAAUUGCUUACUACACUAAACAAAUCCUUGAAGGUCUUAAGUAUCUCCAUGAUCAAAAAAUUGUUCAUCGAGAUAUCAAAGGUGAUAAUGUUUUAGUAAACACGUACAGUGGGGUGGUAAAGAUUUCAGACUUCGGUAUGUCAAAACGACUGGCCGGUUUAUGCCCGAGUACAGAAACAUUUACUGGAACAUUACAAUAUAUGGCACCGGAAGUCAUCGACAAGGGACAACGUGGAUACGGUGCUCCUGCAGACAUUUGGUCCUUGGGUUGUACAAUAGUUGAAAUGGCAACUGGUAAACCACCGUUUAUUGAACUGGGAUCCCCUCAAGCUGCAGUUUUUAAGGUUGGAUAUUACAAAAUACAUCCCGAAAUACCAUCGGAGCUAUCUGAAAGAGCAAAGAAUUUUAUACUGCGUUGCUUCGAACCAAACCCGGACAUUAGAGCAUCGGCAGCUGAAUUAUUAGAAGAUCCAUUUCUGAACGAAAAAAAGAAGAGCAAUCGAUUAGUGGCGCCACCUGAUUUUAGUAGAAGUAUAUCAGUACCUGCGGACCGGCUCGAACGCUUAGGAAAAUCAGAUAAAACGAACAAUAACCAUAUUGUUUCUGCUUCUCCUAUGCAGACAUCGCAAUCCGAUGACAGUGGAGGGUUGACAAAGUCAAGCCCGCUGAGGGAGCGCAGUCCAGCACACCUUCUGUCUCCCAUCAGAAUGCCCACUGCAACCCUUUCUUUUAACAGUACAAUAGGCAAUACACCGUCUAUAGAGACAAGCGAAACCGACACAGCGGGAGCUUCAAUGACUAGGAGAAGUUCCUCUGGCGGUUUACUCUCGCCAGAAGUUGAAUUAGGAGGUCAGCCGGGCCAGAAAACCGGCGAAGAACAGGAAGGUUUCUAUUUGUUGAAAAAAGACAGUCAAAGAAGAAUGACAUUAACCAGAGUUCUUACUCAAGACGAGGCGAAGAUUUGUGAAGUGUGGAUGAGAGGAAUACAUCAAGCCGAGGGUGAAAUUGUUUUGCAAAUGAGUCAUUUAGUGCUAUUAAUGCGUGCUUUGAGAGACUACAUUGCGGAACAGAACCACGAAGUAAUCGUGACGGCCAUCAGAACGUUGAAAGAAGAACUAGACUUUGAUUCCACUGCUAUUAAUCACCUUAAUUUAGCUAUUUAUCUGUUUCAAACGGCGGUGAAUGAAGUUCUACGAAUGCAUAGCAUAAAACCUCAUUGGAUGUUUGCCUUGGAUAAUUUAGUGAGAAAUGCAGUUCAAGCCGCCAUCACUGUACUCUCUCCUGAACUCGGUGCCAAUCUACUUGGUCAAGAACGCGUGCAAUCUGGCGGUCAAGGCCCAGAGGAAGGUUCGACGUCCGGUGUGUCGACAGUAAAUUCUGUGAAAUCUCAGAAAACUGGUGAUUCCGUGGACAAUAAGUACUGGAAAGAGUACCGAGAUCAAAUGGGGGCUAUAAAAAUGGAGAAUAUGAAAUUGCUUCAAGAAUUAAUCGAAAGUCAAAAGUCGUAUCAAACAUUAUUGCAGCAGGUUCUUGAAGAGCAAAGGUCUCAGGUUAAUACUUUGACGCGACUUUGCGAGAAUAUUAACAAACGAACUAUGAGACAAGAAUCAGGUUACAAUUCGUCGAUAUCUGGAAAUAUAGCACAACAGCCAAUUUCAUUGAUUGUUAGUGAUACACCUUCUAGUACAAUUUCAUGUACCGAUCAGGCUCUUGUUGAGUGGUUACAAAACCUUCAAAUAGACGACGUGUCAAUUGAAAGGUUUUUGUACGAGCAAUACACAUUGGAAGAUGUCUUGAAUUUCCUUACACGCGAAGAUAUUCGCAGACUUAAUCUCAGAGGUGGAAUUGAAUUAAGGAUAUGGAAAGCUAUACAGAAGCAUCAACAAAGUGAUAAUUAAAUUGUGGUUUGAAAAGUAUGCCACAUUGGGAUUGAUUUUUAAGCGAAUGGUGAACUCCAUGCAGGGUAAAAUACUUGUUGAACAAAGCU